Phytophthora infestans T30-4 is the source of this 735-nucleotide messenger RNA. RefSeq names its product RNA binding protein, putative. Gene Ontology annotation, biological process: mRNA splicing, via spliceosome. NCBI's taxonomy places the organism in Eukaryota, Oomycota, Peronosporomycetes, Peronosporales, Peronosporaceae. The transcript has 2 exons. Gene Ontology annotation, cellular component: U12-type spliceosomal complex. Bases 1 to 669 code for a protein of 222 amino acids. Gene Ontology annotation, molecular function: RNA binding; zinc ion binding. The record is from RefSeq and is a predicted model, not a curated record.
AUGCUGCCGUACGCCUACACCACCAACGACGUCGCGCAGCUCUUCGCUCCAUUUGGGAAGCUGGCGCGUGUGCUGGUGCUUCGUGACAAGCAAACGCGUCUCAGCCGUGGCGUGGCCUUUGUGCAGUUCGCUCGAGCCGAGGACUGUGCCAAGGCGGUAGUUGCGAUGAACAAAGUGUGGCUGGAGGGGAUGACGCUCGCAGUGUCCCUCUGUCGGGACAACGGCCGCUCGCGGGAGUUCACCAAAAAGCGCAAGUACACGACGUCCCAACGCUGCUUCGAGUGUGGCGACUUGGGCCACGUGUCGUACGAAUGCCCGCGCAACGUACUGGGCACACGGGAGCGGCCUGUGACAACAGGAGGUAAGAGUAGCAGGAAGAAUCUCAAGAAAAAAAGAAAGAAGUUUGCUCCGCAUGAGCGCGCGCACUAUUUCAAUGACGAGGGCGUCACCAACAUUUUAGCGCCGCCUACGGGUUCUGACGACGAGGACCUCUCCAUCUCGCUGCUGGCGUACCCGUCGACAAUAUCUUCAGCUUCAGCCUCGUCGGCACCGCCUUUGGUUCUUAUGCCGCCAGUAUCCGCAGUAUCAGCAGCGAUUUCAGCGCGUCGUCGUCCCCAACGGAAAGCAGACAGCUACUUCAGCGACGAGGAUGCCAGCGACGACGAGUGAGUUGUUGGAGAACGUGGACUUUUAUCGCGUAAUUUGGGCAAUAACUUAUCAACCGUGCGAUGCUUA